This is a messenger RNA of Lagopus leucura (white-tailed ptarmigan), 5194 nucleotides long. It is a transcript of the gene UBN2, whose product is annotated as ubinuclein 2. Lineage: Eukaryota; Metazoa; Chordata; Aves; Galliformes; Phasianidae. Bases 1 to 3945 code for a protein of 1314 amino acids. The transcript is spliced from 17 exons. The record is from RefSeq and is a predicted model, not a curated record. Gene Ontology annotation, cellular component: nucleus.
AUGGCGGAGCCGCGCCGGGUGCCGUUCAUUAGCCUGUCACCCGUGAGGCGCCGCGAGGCCGAGAGUCCGGCGCUGGAGCGGGAGCCGGGGGGCCGCGAGCCGGAGCCGCCGCCGGCGGGCCGCGAGGUGCCGCUGACGGAGCCGCCGCCGCCGGCGCCUCGGGAGAGCGCCGCCCGCCUGGAGUCUCCCCGCGAGCCCGGCCGGCCCGAGCAGCCGCCGCAGCGGGAACCCCCCCGGCCCGAGCCGCCGCCGCCGCGCCAGGGCAGCCGGCAGGAGCCGCCGCCGCCGCAGGAGGCGCUCCCGCUCCGCCAGACGGUCCGCCUGGAGGUGGUGCUGAAGGACCCCACCGAGGAGGGCUGCGUGGAGUUCAGCUACCCGGAGCUGCUGCUCUGCAGGGAGGCGCGGAAGAAAUCUGUUCACUCAGAAGAUCCUUUCAACGAUGAACAACGUGAGCGGCACGAAGUGGAAGCACUAGCCAAGAAGUUCGAGGCAAAAUAUAGUGGAAAGCCCCACAAACAUCGGAAGGAUCGCCUGCAGGAUCUCAUUGAUAUAGGUUACGGCUAUGAUGAAACAGACCCUUUCAUUGAUAAUUCUGAAGCAUACGAUGAAUUGGUUCCUGCAUCCCUGACAACCAAAUAUGGAGGGUUUUAUAUCAACACUGGUACCCUGCAGUUCCGCCAGGCAUCUGACUCAGAAGAUGAUGACUUUGCAGAGGACAAAAAGCAUAGGCCACCAAAAAUAGCAAAGUUAAAAGAAAGUGAAGAUCGUGGAAUGAAGAAGCGCAAGCGGAAAGAUGAAGGGAUGGAAAAGGAGAAGAAGCCUCGGAAAAUGAAAGUUCCUAAGCAGUUGGGAGUAAUGGCCUUAAAUUCACACAAGUCUGAAAAGAAGAAAAAGAAAUUUUAUAAAGACUCGCUCUCUCUGGCUGCCAUGAUCCGUAAAUUUCAAAAGGAGAAGGAAGCCAUGAGGAAGAAGGAAUCUAGUCCAAAACCUCCAGUGACUAUUGCGACCUCUACCCCUAGUAAAAUUCCUUCUUCCUCUGUCAGUGCAGGAAAUGAUAUCUCUGACUUGAAUCUUAAGAUCAGCGACCCUGUCCUCUCCAUUUUUGGUAGCACAAAUGAACGUGAUCUCCUGCAAGAAACUGAAAGUGCCCUGGAGAUGUUGGGAGACAUUGACUUUGACAAGUUGCUUGAUGGCACUUCUGAUGGCAGCCCAGUAUCUGAGCUGUCAGGAGAAAAUGGAAAUGUCACUCAUGCAACCUACACCUCUCAGGUCAUGACACCCAAGCAGGUGCCUGCCCUCCCAGAAGGUCUGCCUAUGCUACUUGAAAAGCGCAUUGGAGAUCUUCGAACAGCUGCCAAGAUGUUUGAUGAGGAAGGCAGGAAGAAGUUUUUCACACAAGACAUGAAUAAUAUUCUGCUGGAUAUUGAGCUACAGUUACAGGAGAUAAAUCCUGCCAUCCGCAAUGGAGUGUACUCUCACCUUGAGGCUUUUGUGCCAUGCAAUAAGGACACACUGAUAAAGCGUCUGAAGAAGUUACACCUCAAUGUCCAGGAUGACCGCUUGAGAGAACCACUGCAGAAGUUGAAACUAGCUGUCAGUAACGUCAUGCCUGAACAGUUAUGCAAAUAUCAAGAGGAUUGUCAGGCCCGUAACCUAGCUAAGAAUGCCAAGUUGCAAACAGAAGAUGAACGAGAGAAAAAUGGAUCAGAGGAAGAUGAUGAUGAGAAACCUGGAAAGAGGGUUGUGGGGCCCAGAAAGAAGUUUCAUUGGGAUGACACAGUAAGAUCUUUGUUGUGUAAUCUUGUCAAGAUCAAGCUGGGAUGCUAUGAGCUAGAGCCAAACAGAAGUCAGUCUGCUGAAGAUUACCUCAAAACCUUUAUGGAAACAGAAGUGAAACCACUUUGGCCUAAAGGCUGGAUGCAGGCAAGGAUGCUUUUUAAGGAAAGCCGGAGUGUUCACAAUCAUCUCACUUCUGCUCCGGCAAAGAAGAAAGUGAUUCUGGCACCUAAAGCCAAAGUGAAGGACUCUAGUCCAAAGAAAGAACAGAAAACCUGUAUAUCUUCAGUUAAUUCAAGUUGUGUUACUGCAUUGAGUGCCGGUGCACCUGUCUGCACCCCAUCCAGCUCUAGCUGCACACCAGCUCCAGAGACUAUCUGCUUGGACGACUCACUGGACGAAGACCUUUCUUUCCACCCGCCCUCGCUGGACUCUAUUUCUGAUGCUCUUGCAGUUAUCAAUAAUGGUGCCAAGGGAUCUCCUCUUGGGUCUGCUAUAGAGACACCAACAUCUAGACCUCGCCCUGGGCUGAGGGAAGAGAAACUGGCAAGCAUUAUGAGUAAGUUGCCUUUGGCAACUUCUAAGAAAGUAGAGCCCCCUCAAACACCCCACUCAUCAAGUCUUAUUGCUGGUCACACAGGGCCAGUACCAAAGAAACCCCAGGACUUAGUUCACACUGGUAUCUCUUCAGGCCUUAUUGCUGGAUCUUCAAUUCAAAAUCCUAAAGUUUCCUUAGAGCCUUUGCCAGCCAAGCUACUUCAGCAAGGACUACAGAGGUCAAGCCAGAUCCAAGCUGCUGCUGCUUCUUCACAGACUCAUGUUUCUUCCUCUAAAACCCAAGCAGCUAUUUCUACCACCUCUCAAAGACCCAAGGAUGCUAACAUCUUGGUAUCAUCUUCUGAAGUUCAGGGUGGUUCUUCAACAUCACAGAUGACAAAGGUGCACCAGCAUUCAGCUGUACAGCAGAAAUACGUAUCUCCUUUACAAGCAACUAUCAGUAAAUCACAGACCAAUCCAGUGGUGAAGUUGAGCAGUAAUCCCAAACUGUCUUGCUCAUCGCCAGUCAUCAAAGCUCAAGAGAAGUCUGUAGUGUAUCGCCUGCCUUUGUCUAAUCCCUCAUCUGGAAGUGGCUCUCAAGUAUCUCACCCACUGGUUUCUCGGACAACAUCCAGCACCUCUACCUCUAGUAACUAUUUAGCCAAGGCUAUGGUGUCGCAGGUUUCUUCCCAGGGUUUCAAGCCUCCCUUCUCCAUGGCUGCCUCUCCCAAACCUGCUGCCUCUCCCAAGCCCACUGCAUCAAAGCCCUCUGUGACACCUAAGCCCAAUGCAUCCCCUAAGUUUUCAUCUAAGUCCACCUCAUCCCCCAGGCCUGCAGCAACACCCAGUUCUUCCAGUUCAAGUGCACUAGUUUCCCAGAGUAGUCACUCCAGCAACACUCCCCUACAUAAACAGACCGGUGGUGUAAAUAUCAGCAGGCAGUCUCCCACAAUGAAUUUGCUGCCCUCUAAUCGCACCUCAGGCCUUCAGCCUGCAAAGAACCCUCAGGCUUCUUCAAAAUUACCCAACUCUUCUCCUUCUGGAACUGUUGGUAAAACUAAUUUGGGUGGAGUUGGAAUGAAUGUACCUGCCAGCAGAGGCAGUAACCUUAACUCAAGUGGAGCUAGUAGGACUAGUCUGUCUGGGGGAGCAGGAAGUGGAACACAGGGUGCUACUAAACAAUUGUCAACUCCACACAGACCAUCUUCUGCCUCAGGGUCUCCAGUUGUAGCAGCCAGUGUGCAGUCAACAGCAGGAGCAUCAUUACUGGCUAACGCCUCACCUCUGACUCUCAUGGCAUCACCCCUGUCUGUAACCAGUCAGAACGUGACAUCUGCACCAUUAACUCCUUUUGGGAUGCUGGGUGGCCUUGUUCCUGUGACUGUGCCCUUCCAGUUUCCCUUGGAGCUGCUUGGCUUUGGGACGGACACAGCUGGAGUGACAACCACCUCGGGAUCUACCUCAGCGGCUUUCCACCACAGCCUAACUCAAAACUUACUGAAGGGUUUACAGCCAGGUGCUCAGCACGCAGCAACGUUAUCUCACUCACCUCUGCCUGCUCACUUGCAGCAAGCUUACACAGAUGGAGGCCAAAGUAAAGGGGACACUAAGUUACAGCGGAAAAACCAGUGACUUCUGGACAAGCAAGGGAGCUGAAGCAGUUCUGGUUGGCUGACAGAAUCUGCCCAGUUGGGGAAGUGCUUAUUUGUCACAGGGCUGCUGUUUCUGUCGAUGUUUACAUAUUCUGAUCCCAAGCACUGUGGUGAGAGGAAGAAGAAAAAGAAAACAAUACUUGAUCAAAGAGAGAAGGAAAAAGGGAGGACUGGUCCUCCUCCUGGUCAUGCAGACUGGUCAUAGUUUGAUCUCGCCUAAAGAAACAAACUUUUUUUCAUUGUUCUGAUUGGCUUUUAAAAGAAAUUGAUUGUCAAACCCACAGCAGCACAAACAUUUUUUUUUUUCUGGGUAAUCUUCAAUAAAGAGUUAAAAUAAUGAGAGGAGCUAGAAUAGGUUUCUCCAUCUAUUGCAUGAGGUGAAGUCAUCUACUUUAUUAGUUCCUGAAGUGCCCGGUAUAAGACUAUAUGUAGGUCCUGAGUGUACCAUAUGGCUUUGGGCCAAAGGUUGUGUAGAGUAGAGGUGGUGCUGGGAUACUUUGCAUUGUAUUUAAAAACUUACAGAAAUGCAGGUUCUGAUGUGGGCAUUCUUCCAGCUUUACAAGGUUGUUUGGCUAUAGAGAGCCUACAUUAAUCCCAAGGAGCUGUCUUCAAAAACAGAUCUCCUGGUACAUGAGAUGUGAGAGACUACUAGGAAACCAUUUGAUCCUUGCUUUUUUUUUUUUUCUUUUUUUAACAUAAUAAUUCUUACUCAAGGGAGGAAAGAUGUUUGGAAAUUUUUCAUCUUACAGAAAAGGAAAAGCCACAUAUUAUUGGUCAGGCUAGCGUUUCUUUCCUACAUCUGUUUUUUUUUAAAGGCAUUCUAUGAUUAUUUUUUUUUCUGUCUCUCUGUUAAACUUUUCCUUUCCCUUUUGUUUAUCCUACUAAAAUUAAGUAGUGUUCUAUCGCAUCUCUUAUGAAACAUGGUAAGUUCUUUACCCAUUUUAAAUCUUUCUCAUCUUUUGUGCAACUGCUCCCAAAAGCCAUGCAUUAUCAUGAUUUGCUGGUAAAGGAAAGCGGAAUGUGACUUACUCCAGAGCCAGGUUGAUAUUGCUUCAGGCAUUAGCCAAAGAGGAGUCGUUCAAGAGCGACCAGAGGUGCCUUCUCUUCCGGGGGCUGAUUGGGUUGCCUCCAGCAUUUCUAGCCCCUGCUGGCCUGAAGUUUCCAACCUGAACUCUUCCUUACAUGGUAGCACAAGACGGCAAAGCUGGCUUUUUUUUUUUUUCUUUAAU